AGCGACGAGCGCAGCAUGUUCUACGAGCCCGGCAAGACCCCGCAUGGCCUCAAGAAGGACCCGUUCAAGUCGUGCGUCGUACCACGACCUAUCGGCUGGAUCUCGACGCUCAACAAGGACGGCUCGGCCAACCUCGCGCCGUACAGCCAGUUUGCGCACCUCACGUUCUCGCCGCCGUACGUCAUGUUUGCGGCCAACGUCAAGGACAGCGGCGAGCGCAAGGACAACGUCGAGAACGCCGAGCGCACGCAAGAGUUCUGCUGGUCUCUCGCGACGUACGACCUGCGAGAAGAGAUGAACAAGUCGGCGACCGAGGUGCCGUACGGCGUCGACGAGUUCGAGCUCGCCGGCCUCGAGAAGGGCUACGGCUCGCUCGUCAAAUGCCCGUUCGUCAAGGCGUCGCCCAUCAACUUCGAGUGCGUCCACCACACGACCCUGCGCCUGCCAGGAGACGGCGUUGGUGCCUCUGUCGACGUCGUCAUCGGCCGCGUCGUCGGCAUCCACAUCGACGAGGGCGUCCUCACUAACGGCGAGAUCGACAUCUCCAAGACCGUGCCGAUCGCCCGGUGCGGCGGCCCCAAUUACGCCGCCAUCCGCGACGUGUGCAUGUUCAAGAUGGUGACGCCCAAGGGGCCGGUCACGCCCGCGCCCGAGAACGCAGCGCGCAAGGAGGAGACGAUCGGCAUGACGAACGGCGAGCAGAAGAAGCCAGACGAGGGCCGAUGACAGGGAGCGAGGAGCGUCUCUCGCGCCCGUUCUCAGAGUGGACAGAUACUGUAAAGACUGAGUUGCACAUCUG
Molecule: messenger RNA, 799 nt
Organism: Rhodotorula graminis WP1
Lineage: Eukaryota; Fungi; Basidiomycota; Microbotryomycetes; Sporidiobolales; Sporidiobolaceae
Exons: 7
Coding region: 16-726 (236 amino acids)
Molecular function (GO): FMN binding
Source: RefSeq, a predicted model, not a curated record